AUGUUGGACAUCAACCCACAUUUUGUGUUACAGAAAUUAACAGAUAUACUAGAGGGAAACCGCCAGCAGGCUGUCAAGGAGAUUGGCUUGCUGCAGAGAGACUACCCGGAGACUGCCAUCUCAGUGAAGACCAGACACGCCAUAAGAGCUGUGCUGAACAGUGAUAGAGAUGCCAUCCAUGCACUCAUGUCUGAGGGACUCUUAGAUGACAUAGAAGCAUCAAAGCUUGAGAAGAUGAUUGAAAUAAAAAUGAAGAAACUGACCAAAUUCCCACCAACAAUCCAAGCACCAACAGCAGAGGAACUGCUACAGAGUUUACCUUGGCUUAACCAAGACAGCAACCAGGUUCAGUUCAUGAAGAAAGUGGCAAAGCUUCUUUUUUUUGACUUUGGAGACACCAUAAUAGAAGAACAUGAUGAUCCUCAAGGCAUACACUUGAUUGUCUCUGGCAUGGUUAAGAUGACUGGAGGAAGCCCAGACCUUGGAGGCAACAGUCCCAGGGAGAAGACCAGACUGACAGACUACAGAGGUUGCGGGGAGAUCCUGGGUGUACUCAACUGUCUCACCCUGCAGCCAAUGGAGAUGACGGUCACCUGUGAGACAUCCACUCAGACCUGCUUCAUUGCCAUUGAUUCCCUGUUUGAGGCAUUUGAUGUUUUCCCUGAGUUCCCAUCCUUGGAGUAUAGUAUCUGGCGCUCUCUAGCAGUGAAAAUCAGCACCAGCAUCUUCAUAGAGCACAUUAACUAUCAGGGGUGGAGUUACCACAGGAUCUGCUGUCACCUUGCCCGGGCGUAUCUGGUGAGCGUGGAGGUGAACAGUACUGGGCACAGCAAAAACAACUAAGCUGUUGAUUGUGCCGAGUGUACAUUCUAAGCUGAAGCAAUGUGUCUCCGAGGUUUCAAGGUUAGACAGUGUUCCCUGUCUGAGACAUGCAGCACGGAGGAGAGCAGCAUCUAGACAUGAUUGUUCAGGAUUACUGAAAACAGUGGUGUCAGAGGGUCUUCAGGAAAGGAGUUGUUCAUUUGAGAAGGCCACAUGAUAAGAGUGACUGAGCAGUGCUUGACCGUACAACAA
Esox lucius (northern pike) is the source of this 1074-nucleotide messenger RNA. RefSeq names its product sodium/hydrogen exchanger 10-like. Lineage: Eukaryota; Metazoa; Chordata; Actinopteri; Esociformes; Esocidae. The record is from RefSeq and is a predicted model, not a curated record. The coding region runs from base 1 to 843 and encodes 280 amino acids. The transcript is spliced from 10 exons.